UUGUCGUUUUAGUGUAAAUUCUCUAUUUAGGUUUGUCUAUUAUCGUUGCUCUAUAAGUUUAUAUUUACUCUCUGGUUUCUUUCUUUCUGGUGUCAUUCAACAUGCCUCCCAAGAAGGAUGCCAAGACUUCGGCCAAGCAGCCACAAAAAACUCAAAAGAAAAAGGAAGGUUCCGGUGGUGGAAAAGCUAAGAAGAAGAAGUGGUCUAAAGGAAAAGUCCGUGACAAGUUGAACAACCAGGUUCUGUUUGACAAGCCCACAUAUGAAAAGCUGUAUAAAGAAGUACCACAAUAUAAGCUGAUUACACCCGCUGUUGUCUCUGAAAGAUUGAAAGUCAGGGGAUCCCUUGCGAGGCGAGCACUCAUCGAGCUCAGAGAAAAGGGUCUAAUCAAACAGGUAGUCCAACACCAUGGACAAGUGAUCUACACUAGAGCAACAAAGGGAGAUGAUCCAGUUGCAUAAUGUUUAAGUCCUAAAAAAUAAAAAAAAAUCUACA
Achroia grisella is the source of this 495-nucleotide messenger RNA. RefSeq names its product small ribosomal subunit protein eS25 (gene RpS25). The record is from RefSeq and is a predicted model, not a curated record. Gene Ontology annotation, molecular function: structural constituent of ribosome. The coding region runs from base 102 to 461 and encodes 119 amino acids. NCBI's taxonomy places the organism in Eukaryota, Metazoa, Arthropoda, Insecta, Lepidoptera, Pyralidae. The transcript has 4 exons. Gene Ontology annotation, cellular component: cytosolic small ribosomal subunit.